This is a messenger RNA of Mycetomoellerius zeteki, 4862 nucleotides long. Its product is annotated as apomucin. The record is from RefSeq and is a predicted model, not a curated record. NCBI's taxonomy places the organism in Eukaryota, Metazoa, Arthropoda, Insecta, Hymenoptera, Formicidae. The coding region runs from base 59 to 4072 and encodes 1337 amino acids. The transcript has 5 exons.
AUCGUCGAAACGUUGGUUCGCAUCAGUCGUGGAAAUCGUCCAGCAGACGGUUCGAACUAUGCGGCUGUGUCUCAUCGUCCUGAUCUUCCUCGCGAGCACGGCACUCGCGAGGUACCACGAAAAGACGCGUUUCGAUCGAUCCGUACACGAGUAUGAGAUGAGAAACGUAGAAAACGGUAAUGAAGAGAAACAAUGGUCUUUUAAUGAUGACGUAACGCAAUUCGUUGCAUACAAGAGCAGGGAGGAGAACGAUUGUUAUCUUGAAGAUGUAAGGCAGGGUCAUAGUAUUAUGUCACGUAAGAAGCGACAAUUCAAGAUACUCUAUGCAUCGGCAGUUCUCACGAAACUAGAGGCAUGGCGACUUGCUGGAGCUCGAAUCGUUGAUUUCUGCAAUGGACGCAAUAUCCUUUUAUUACAAACAGUGAGACCUGUGCCUGAGCAAGCUUUCGAUCCCUUUUUCAAUGAAAUCUCUAUAGACGAAAACGAUAUUUCGUCCAAACGCGUAGCUGAUAUGGUUUUAAUACCACUGAAAACUCGGACAAAACGAGAUAUUCAACUCGAGCAACGAGAGAAGUUGAACAAAAAUAUGAAUCGAAUUCGAAAACGUCGGCAGACGAAUCAGUUUCGAGGAAAGUUUCGUGGACAGACGCAGUCUCAAUAUUUGAAUUUUGGUAACGAUGAAAAAAAAGAGGGCAAGGCCGAAGCUGAAGCCACUCAGCAAUCUUCACGCGCAGUAGUUAGUGGUAAUCGUGGAAUGGGUCAAGCGCAAAGUAUGUCAUCAGGUGGCACCGGUUGCGAAGAUUGUCCCGGAUAUCCUGGAUAUCUUGGAUAUCCUGGCAUCGAAGGGGCACCGGGUAAGGUACGAGUUCCACCUGCGCGUACUGACGGAUAUGUGCAAGUUCCAGGUGCUGGUACACCUGGUAUUGUACAGCCAGGAGUUCCUGGAAUCCCUUCUUAUCCUGGCGGGCAGAUAACAUAUCCAACUGGAGUAGUUCCUGGGGGAAUUAGCACCUAUCCUGGUAUUCGUCCUGGCAGACCAGAAACGUAUCCCGGAGGUGUUCGUCCUGGCACUGUCAUACCAGGAGCUGAUGGGACGUAUCCUGGAGGUGUUCGUCCUGGUAUUGUGACAUCAGGAGUUGAGAGGCCGUAUCCUGGAGAUGUUCGUCCUGGUAUCGUGACUCCAGGAGCUGAUAGGAUGUAUCCUGGAAGUGUUCCUGGGACUGUGACACCGGGAGUUGAAAGGACAUAUCCUGGUGGUGUUCAACCACCUGGAACUAUGAUACCCGGAAGUGAUAGAACAUAUCCACCUGGAACUUUAAUCACAGGAGAUCAUGGACCAUAUUAUGGAGGUGUCCAGCGUGGAGGAGUUUUACCUGGUGUGACGGUAGGAGGUGGAACAUAUCCAGGAGGUAUUCAACCUGGAGUUCAACCAGGACAAAGUAUGUAUCCUCCUGGUGGUAUUGUAACCACUUCAGUAACAACAGGUGCCACUGCUGUUACUGGUGUUGGAACUUAUCCAAUUAGUACUCCACCUGGAACAGGAUUACCAAGUGGAACAUAUCCGGGAGUUCCUGGCACGGGAGUUCCUGGCACAGGAGUUCCUGGCACAGGAGUAAUUCCUGGCACAGGAGUAAUUCCUGGCACAGGAGUUCCUGGCAUAGGAGUUCCUAGUACUAGAAUUCCUGGUACUGGAGUUCCUGGUACUGGAAUUCCUGGCACUGGAGUUCCUGGUACUGGAAUUCCUGGCACUGGAGUCUAUCCUGGUGGUGUUCGACUUGACGCUAUCCCAAGAACAAGUGUCGGGACAUAUCCUGGUAGUGUUGUGCCAGGAACAAUAACUCAGGGAGUUUAUCCUGGACAGCAGACUGUUGUAUACCGUCCUGAAGGUGUUCCAUCAGGCACUUUACCAAGCGGAGGUCAAGUUCCUAGUACGAUUACGACUACAGCAUCUGGUACUGGUACACAAGUAAUAACUUAUCCAGAUGGUCGACCAACGAAUGGUCAAACGGUUUAUUCUGGUGAUACUAUUCAACCUGGAAGGAUUCCUGAAGGUACUCAAGUUGUAUAUCCAGGUGUUACAUAUCCUGGAACUAUUCCAGGUACAUAUCCUGGCGGUGCACAACAAAUUCCUUCUGCUGGUGGUACUUUAUACCCUGGCCAAGUAAUCCAUCCAGGUGGUCAAGUGCCAACUUACCCAAGCGGACAAUACCCAGGCACGGAUAUUGGAAUUCCAGGAACAGAAGGAGUUCAGUAUCCAACAGACAUACCAAGAGGUCAAAUAAUUGGAGAGACUGGACGGUAUCUUGGUCAUUUUCCAGGCGGAAUCAGUCAAGGAGUAGACAGUAGACAGUAUCCAAGAGAAUUUUAUCCGGGAACGGUUGGAUCUGCAGAUACGGAAGAAACUGGGGGCUUAACUAGACCAGCAGGUCCAGCAGGUGUGGCAGACGACGGUACCGAAUCACAGGCAUCGAGUUCCGUGCAGCAGGUGGAUUCGGGUACUCAAGCGAGCGCUUCGGCUCAGGGUAAAUACGGAUCGGGUACAGCUCAGUCGCAAGUGACAGGUACCUAUAGCGGUUCAAAAGCUGGUACUAGCGACGCCAACAAGAGCGCUCAGGCCGAGAUCAAUGGCGGUAAAGAAGGAGCUACUAGCAAUGCGCAAGGCGUCGCCGGUUAUGGAAAAAGUCAAACGCAGGUUCAAUUAGAUUCUGACUCCGGAGCUACCUCGACAGGUGCUCAGAGUAGUGGAUGGAACCAUGGUACCAAUUCGCAAGUGCAAGCAAGUUCCAAGGGCGGAAUGGCGGAUGCUCAGGCCGACGGCGAGGGAAGUACUUCUAGCCAGGCGCAGAUCGGGUUCCAGCCGUAUUUGAAGAGCGAAGAUGAGAACGUGGAAAAGCACGAGACGCCAUUUCGCGGUAGCGGAACAGCAUCGGCUCAAAGUGGCACUCAUCGAGGUCAGUCCCAAUCGCAGCUACAAGGUUCUUUUCAAUACGGGAUCACGUACACCGGCGCAGCGCAAGCUGGUUCUGGAUCUGGUGCUGCAUCCUCGCGGAAGCCCUUCAACUUCACCGAUUCCGAACUUUUCAAGCCCUUCAAACCGGCUCCUUCUUUGAAGCGACCAACGAAUAUUGACAGUGCACAGUCAAGUCCGUCGACAAAUUCGAAUUACAAUAAUAGGCAAGAUGAAAACAAGCAGAAUCGCGAGCAAGGCUUGCAAAGCAGCUCGACUUCGAGACAGACUGUCAUCCUGGCUUCGAAAAACAAUCCGGACGACGCUGACAAGAAGGUGCUCUCUACCGAAAAACCGCGAACGGAUGACACAGCGUACGACGAAUACGACGAUGACUACACGGACGAGGACGAUUAUCCUACGGGUUCGAAGUUGACAAUCAAAGAGAAGUUUUCGGAAAUUUUCCCGGGCUCGAGCACGAGUCAUCAAAAACUUGACAAGACCAUUCAACAGCAAAGUCGCAGUCAGUCGCAGACAAUACAGGUCGCUAAAGGGAAUCAAUAUAACAUCCGCGUUAGACAAGAUUCAAACGUACCGCGAACGGAUGAUACUCUGCAACCGGGACAAUCUGUAUCAGGAUACACCAUCCCACCUGGAUUCCGCGGCCGAGUAAUGUCGGCCUCUGGCACCGAGACUGUUGCUCAGGGUGACGGUAAAUCUCAAUCGCAGACUGUAUCUUUAGUACCUAAGGACUUGAAUAAUACUAGAUCAUCGCUCGUCACAGAGACUAGAUCGCUUCAAACCAAUCACAAUCGUUACAUUGGCCGACAUAUGUCGAAAAACCAAGAGCCUUCCGUUAAUCAAAAUAUAUCUUUCGACAAGCGUACGAAAUCUACCCCGGCAGUAGCGGCGAAGCCGAGUUACUAUACCGUGACCAACAGUUUCGCCGGCAAAAUGAACGGCAGCAACGAACCGAGAAAGUAUGAACAUCGAUAUUAUACUAAGAGUUCCACCUGCGGAUACUUCACGUUUUCCUGUAAUGUCGUGUACGGUUCCAACGGCAGAACGAAGAUUUGCAAGCCAAAAGUGCCGACGUAUCCCGAUGGCACGCCUAUAAAAUGUUGAAUUAUCAAAAUAUAUAUGUAUAUAGGAUGUAGUAACAAUUAUUUCUGUAAAGCAUCCUGAUUAAAUCAUUUUUCUCUACAUUGUAUAGUACAGUGGAAUUUAUGACUCGCUUAGAUAGAUUAGAUCGUAUUUGACUAAUUGCUUUCGCGCGCAUCAGCAUUGUAGCCCAUUCCAUCAUAAAUUCGAGUAAGGCACAUUCCCUCUUCAGUAGCUUUAACAAAGUAGAUACAAUAAAUAUAAAAGUAAAAUAAAUGCGGACAGAAAGCUUUCGUUCCUGUGGAUUAGCAAAUGAAGACUAAUCUUUCGGGAUUGAAAGUUACGCCACAAAUAUGUACUUCAAUGUUGUAAUUUUUUUAUUGAGAUACUUCCAAAUUAUUGACUGUAUAGUAUGGUGGACGUAUUGUUACAUCAAAUCGCUGCUAUUUAUUAAGUUUUCAAUAAAAUACAUUUUAACCAGAAGAAAAAUCUUUUCUUAUCUUCCCAUCAGUUAUGAAAUAUAAUUAACAAUCUUCUCAAUUUUACGUAGGUUGUAUCGUAUGAAAGUUAUCUACAACUAUAUUUGCGACACGGUGAACUCGCAGAUACAUAUGUAGAGUAUUGCUUCGACUUAUGCUAAAUAUUUUCGGUAUUGACGUACAAUGUUCAGUUAUAAAUGUCAGGUAUCGUAUCUUGUACAUACUCGCUACUCGAUUUCGCCAAUCUUUUUCAAGACGAAAAAUACAUGACGAAACAUGUGUUUCAUUACAUAUAUAUUUUUUCGUUAUAUAUAUAUUUCGUAAAUAUGUAUAUA